AACCAUGUCACCGGCACCACCGUACCCGCCCCCACCAUACCAGCCCCCACCCCCUCCCCCUCCAGCCAAGCCAUGUACCUGCAGAAAUUGCUGGAGAGCAGUGAGGCGGUCAAGGCCGGCAACUUCAGACGAGCCAUCCAGCUGUACACCGACGCCAUCGAGCUGGACCCCGAGAACCACAUCCUCUACACCAACAGGUCGGCCGCACACCUGAAGAACGGCCAGGUGGAUAAGUCUUUGGAGGACGCCAUCAAGGCCAGGACCAUCUGUCCGAAGUGGGGCAAGGCUUAUUUACGAGAGGGCGUGGCACUACAAGAACUUGGUCGUCAUGGAGAUGCUUUGGCGGCGUUUGCUUGUGGGCUGGGACAAGAACCCGGAAAUACCCAGCUAUUGGACGGGCUGGUGGAGGUUGCGCUCAACUCUCCACUUAAACCCAAGCUGGAACCAACCUUUGAGCAGCUUGAGAAGUUCGGACUCAGGUCCAGCCCGUUUGUUAUCAUCGCUGUGAUUGGUCAAGAGCUGGUGGCCGCUGGUCAUUUCAGUGCUGCUGUCACAAUACUAGAGGCCGCACUGAAGGUGGGAACAUGCAGCCUGAAGCUCAGAGGUUCUGUCUUCUCAGCGCUGAGCAGUGCAUUAUGGGGGCUGGGGAACCUGGACAAGGCCAUCUACCACAUGCAGCAAGACUUGGCUGUGGCCAAAAAUCUGGGAGAUCAUGAAGGAGAGUGUCGAGCCUACGGGAACCUCGGCUCCGCCUACUUCACCAAAGGCUACUACAAAGAAUCUCUGGCCAACCACAGAUUCCAGCUGGUGCUGGCCAUGAAGCUGAAGAACAGAACAGUGGCCUCUAAUGCUCUGGGCAGUCUGGGCCAUGUCUAUACUGCAAUAGGCGACUACCCUAAUGCGCUGGCCAGCCACAAGCAGUGUGUUCUGCUGCUGAAACAAUCGAGGGAAGUCUUGGCUGAGGCUAGAGAAAUCGGCAACGUUGGCGCUGUCUACCUGGCUAUGGGUAACUUUGAAAACGCUGUGGAAUGCCACCAGGAGCACCUGAAGAUUGCCCGCAGUGUCAAGUCCAACAUUGAAGAAGCUCGUGCUUACAGUAACCUCGGUAGUGCGUACCAUUAUAAGAGGGAUUACCACAGGGCUAUGAUGUUUCACAAGGAGGUGCUGAGGAUUGCUGAACAGAGUAAGGAUAAGAUGUUGGAAGCCAGAGCGUACGCGGGUCUGGGUCACGCUGCAAGGUGCAGCGGUGACGUCAUGGCGGCUAAGAUGUAUCAUGAGAAACAGCUGGACAAUGCGUUACAGACAAAAGAUAAAGUGGCCGAAGGUCGGGCGUGUUCGAACUUGGGGAUUAUCUUUCAUCAGCUUGAGGAGUACGAAGCUGCUUUAAAGCUUCAUAAGGUUCAUUUGAAGAUUGCGAAAGCUCUUCAGGAUAGGGCUAGCCAAGGUAGAGCAUACGGAAACAUCGGUAAUGCCUACAGUGCUUUAGGUAAACAUGAGCUGGCGGUUAAACAACAUAAACAAGAGUUGGAGAUCUCUUCAGAAGUAAAUGAUAAACAUUCUGAAGGCUCAACUCAUGGGAAUCUGGCUGUAGCGUAUCAGGCGUUAGGUAAGACAGAGAACGCUCUCCAUCAUUACCUGCUUCAUCUGAGCAUCUCACGAGAACUCAAAGACCUGCCCAGCGAGGCGAGAGCUUUGUGUAACCUGGGGAAUUUUCACUGCGCUAGGGGGAAUCACUCCAGCGCUGUGUCUUUUUACGAACAGUUCCUGGCCUUGUCGAAGGAGCUGAAUGAUUCUGAAGGGGAGAGUAAAGCCUGUUUCAACCUUGGGUAUGUUCAUUUUAAUUUAGGGAACUUUAACGAGGCUGUGAAGUAUUAUGAACAGGAUUUAGCUUUUGCCCGUGAUAGAAAGGACAGGUUAGCUCUAGCUAGAGCAUACUGCAAUAUCGGACUGGCGCAUAAGUCUUUGUUGAGAUUCGAUGAUGCCUUAGAGUGCCAGAAAAAAUGCCUGCGGUUGAUGGAUGCCUUAGAAAACACACCUGGAAAAUUACGUGCGCUGGGGAAUAUUGGGGACUUGAUGCUAAAGGUAGGUGACAUCACCGAGGCUAUCAAGAUAUACCAGCAACAGCUGAGUCUGGCUAAACAGUGCGACAGUCCAGAUUUGCUGGCUACUGCUUAUGGUGCUCUAGGAUCCGCUCAUCGUAUGUUAGGACAGUACGACAAAUCCCUGGGGUAUCAUACACAGGAACUGACAAUACGCCAGGAGAUAAACGAUCUCAGGGGUGAGUGUCGCGCACACGGGAAUGUGGGGAAUGUCCACAUGUCGCUCGGGAAUUUUCUCACAGCUUUUAAGUGUUACCAAGAGAUGCUGGAUAGAAGCAGGGAGCUCAAGGACCAUCGUCUCGAAGGCCAGGCUUGCGGGAACCUUGGCAUAACCCGCAUGAACAUGGGCCAGUACGAAGAAGCUAUUGGUCUUCUUGAAGAGCAGCUCGCCAUGUUGGAACAAAACUACGGGCCCACAACUCUUCAAGACAAAGGGAAAGCAUUCGGUAACCUUGGCGACUGUUACGAAGCUUUAGGAGACUACGAAGAAGCUGUGAAGUGGCAUGAACAGUUUUUGAUCAUAGCGCAACAGACAAGUUCACUAACUGAUCAAGACAGGGCGUACCGUGGUUUAGGCAAUGCUCAUAAAGCUAUCGGCAACCUACAGCAAGCGCUGGUCUGCUUUGAGAAAAGACUAUUCGUCGCGCAUCAGACGGAUAGUGCUGGAGCCAAGGCGUCGGCCUACGGAGAGCUGGGCUGCCUGCACAGUCUGCUGGGUAACCUAGAGCAGGCCAUCGCGUGCCUGGAGCACCAGCUCAGUCUGGCUCAGGAGAUGGGGGACAAGACCUGCCAGGGGGACGCCGCCUGCGGGCUGGGGGGCGUGUACCAGCAGAUGGGGGAGUACCACACGGCCUUGACCUACCACCAGAUGGAUUUGAAGAUUGCCGAGGAAACAAACAACACUGCAUGUCAAUGUCGAGCUUACGGCAACCUGGGUCUGUCCUACGAGUCUCUGGGCAACUUGGAAGAGUCCGUGAGACACCAGGAGCAGCACCUGAGUAUCGCUGCCCAGAUGAAUGAUGCUGUGGCCAAGACGCUGGCGUUUAGCAGUCUGGGACGCGUGCACCUAGCCUUGGCUCACUACACCCAAGCCGUCCAGUACCUGCAACAAGGUCUCAACAUCGCCGAGCAGCUCAAGAGGAGGGAGGAUGAGGCCAAGAUCCGGCACCGGCUCGGCCUUGCCCUCUGGGCAGCAGGUGACCUUGACCAGUGCCAGCUGCAGCUGCACAAGGCCGCUGACCUGUUUGAGAUGAUCCGCAGGGAGUCGCAGUGCAGCUCCGAGUACAGGCUGUCCUUGUUUGACCUGCAGACAGCCUGUUACCAAACCCUGCAGAGAGUUCUAGUGUCACUCAGCCGUCAUGACGAGGCCCUCGUCAUAGCAGAACGAGCCUGCACGCGGGCCUUCAUAGACCUUCUCCUGGAGCGCCAGGCCGGCUCGGCUGGGCUGUUUAACGGCACCACCAUGGACCUGACGCCAGUCUCCAUAGAGCAGAUCCUCAACACUGUCUCCAACCAGAGCAGCAUCGUCCUGUGUUUCUCCAUUGCUGCUGGGUACCUGUAUAGCUGGCUGCUCACACCUAAACAAGGAAUCAUAAAGUUCCAUUGCACCCGGCUGUGUGACCUAGAUUCUGAGAAUGAGGUCGUUGACACACAUUCGUUAAUUAGUGUGUCCGGCUUGUCACUACUUGACCAGUGUGUGGGUCAGGUCAGGGAGUGCAUGGGCAUUGAGAGCCAUAUCACAACAACAGCCACUGGACACAGGUCCAGUACCCUGAUGACAGGUCACGAGUACAGUGACACUGACAGCGAGGUGGACGACGUCUUCCAGCUGCAACUCGAGGAGCUUGGGGACAAGCUCAACGCUGACAGUGACCGGACCGGUUUUCUAGCCAUGCUGAACCGCAGCCAUACCCUCAACGCCAGCAGCUAUAGCCUGGGCAGUGUGCUCAGCACCGGAGCCGCUAGCUUGACCAGCAACCCACUGACCAGCUAUGGCGGCAGCAUGCGGAGUCUGGGACUGACCAGUCUGGGGAGUGGAAGUCUCCGAGGGUUAGGGAAAAAGUUGGGUCAAAGGUCAAAGUUUGCCAGUGGGAAGUCUCCGUUAGCGUUGUUGUAUCAAAUUUUGAUUGAACCCAUGGAGUCGAUGAUUUCUGAGAUAAAAGAAGCCGAGUCUCGGACAAGUGGGGCGGGGCACGGGACAUCUGACCCGGUUGACCUGGUUCUUGUCUUGCAAGGUGAUUUGUACCUGAUUCCAUUCCUGAUGCUCCGACGCGAGCAGGCGGAGAGUUUUUUGUUUGAGAAAUACACCACCCUGAUCGUACCUUCCAUCAGCGCAUUACAGAAUGCUCAGAGUGACAAUAAAGGUCGACCUCUUGUUCAUUCUUCUGGUGCAUUAGUUGUCGGCAACCCCAGGCUCACGCCAAUCAUCUGCAAACACUGGCACCUUCAUGAAAUUCCAGGUGCGGAAUUUGAAGCAAGAAUUCUAGGAGAACUGUUAACAUGUCGUCCAUUGAUCGGUUCAGAAGCAACAAAAGGCGCAAUCCUCCAUCAGAUCGAGCAGGUGGAGGUCAUCCAUUUUGCAGCCCACAUCUCCUGGAAGUUAUCCUCCGUAGUUCUUUCCCCUGGGGAGUUCCUCUCCAGUCCCAGUCAGCAUUUUCCUCUCAUGGACUCUGAUGACAGCGCCAGCGAUAUCGGCACCAUGGGAGGGCCCUCCUUGUCUGAAUAUCUCCUCACUGCUGCGGACAUACUUAACCUUAAACUCCGAGCUAAGCUUGUGGUUUUGAACUCCGGAUACACGGACGACCGCGCUGGACGGAUUAAUACCGACGGAGUUGUGGGACUUACACGAGCUCUUCUGUCAGCUGGGGCUCAAUGUGUUUUGUUCUCACUUUGGCCGGUGCCAGAUUCAGCGUCUAAGCUGUUGAUGAAAACUCUGUAUACGGCUCUUCUGGACGGGGUCAAGGUCACCAAAGCUUUAUCUCUGGCGGUGAAGACGGUGCAGACGACAGCUCAGUUCUCGCACCCGUCAAACUGGGGCGGGUGGGUGCUGGUUGGCUCGGAUAUAACCUUGAGUUCGAAGGUCGCUUUGAUGGGCCACGCCCUGGGUCAGAUUGUUGAGGCCCACAGCACGUGCAGACAGACCCUCAAAGUCUUACUCCACCUGGUAGAGAAAUCCCUCCAGAGGAUCCAGCAGGGCUGCAAGAACUCCAUGUUCACCACCCAGCAGAGCAUUGAGAACAAAGUGGGGCAGGUCAGCGGAUGGAAGGACUUCCUGCAAGCUGUAGGGUUUAGGUUUGAACCCUCCACUGGGGGUCUGCCCCCAGCAGUCUUCUUCCCACAAGCUGAUCCUAACGAGAGGCUGACCCAAGCUAGUGCCAGCCUGCAGGCCUUUUUAGGGUUACCCACCAGCUCUGUUAGUGCCAUGUCCAAGUUUGUCAGCAACUUUGAUGUAGGGGAGGCUCUUAUUCAUGUGAUGCGAGAUAUCUUGAGCAAAUUGUCAGCCAAGGAGUCUGGCAUUGACGUCAUGGUAGAUGUCAAGCUGUGGGGUGUGUCAGGCUGUCAUGAGUUUCUGGCUUCUCUUGGCCUAGAUCUUGUAGAUGUGGGCACCAACAAUGUGACCCUGAGGUUAAGCAAACAAGCAAUGAGAAGACAUCUACAAUUUGCUCUACAGGCUUUAGUGUCUGUUUUCGAUACCCAAGAUGCACCCCGCACCCUCCAUCUAGACACCUCUAGCAGUAUGGAGAGUCUCUCCUCUAACCAGUCAGCGCCAUCUUCCUCCACUUUCUCCAAAUCAUCAGCCACCCCACCCCUGUCUCCACAUGGCAGGAGUAAAAGGUCAUUGUUCAACCCCGCUGAGAUGGAAAAGGUGAAGAAUUUACACAGGAACUCUCUUAUGUUGCAGGGAAGCCUAACAGGGCGGCAUCUGGAUGGCUCAUAUUCCCUCUCAAGCACAUCAGAGCAGUCAACGCCCUCGGCCUCUCCCCGGUCACCCCAGUCCCCACAGCUGGACCCAGCGCUGCAGCUGUCCCACCAGGCCAGGAUCCGAACCAUGUACGGCCACCACAGCGCUGCCGGGGUCAUGACCUCGGAGUCAGGCAAGACCACGCCCGAGGUGGUGGAACUGAACCUCCAGGAGGUCGGGCUAAAUUUAGAUCUAACGGAAAGCAACAAAAUGAAACAAUCGGCCAGUGAUAAUUCUUUACAUGUUCGGAAAUCUUCGGCUUCGUUGUCAAGUUCUUUUUCUGAUCUUGAAGACAAGAGGAUGGAUAGAUCAAGAAUGUCCACAAUGUCUUUACAAUCUUUGAGCAGUCAUGGCAAAAACAGCAGCUUUCGGGAAGAAUUAGGUAGUAAAUCUGUCACAUUCGCUGAGAAGUUGAUUAGCCAGGAAAUUUCGUUUGACGCUGCAGACACCAGGUAUGACCCUGCCAGUUUGGAUUGUUUACCAACUCAGCCGUCUAAAAACAUGCAGCACAAAAUGUUAGACAUGGAAACAUCUGUGACUGAUUUUAGACAAAGCAAUACUGGGGUGGGUGAUGCUAAUUCCCAAAACUCAACCAAAACUGCUUUUCAACUUAGAGAGCAUUUUGAAAAACUGAACCAGCAGAAUAUCUCAAACGGAUUUAAUAAAUCUGGAAGUGGUUUACUAACCAGUGAUGUGGCGGAUAAAAAAAGGGUAAAUUCUAAUGAAAACAUUGCUCUGAAAGUCUUGGCAGACGUGUCAAGCCAAAGGACAGCAGUAGAAAGUAUGCAGAGGCAAAGUAUUAUACAAUCCCAAGAGGCCAAUCGUAAACUUCGUGAGGAGAGAGGUUUAGCUAAUUACCCAGUACCUGCUCAGAGAAAGCAUAUACCAGCCAGUUCACAAGUGAAGGAUAAUUCUCUUGCCAGUAUUUCUAAUGUGGAUUUAGAGCAACAUGUAAAUAGUUUAAAAAUAAAUAAUUCUAGUCAGAAGCUUCCAACAGGAAGUGAUGUCAUUUCCAGGUCGGGACUGUACAACACUGGGUUUAAUGGCGGCCAGCCGGAUGCGCCAGGAAAACAUUCCUACCCACUGCCUGCUUCAGGAAACCAACAGCUUCCACUUCCAAGGAAACAAGCCAAGCCUCAGCAGUCUGCGUACAAUGCUUUAUUCCCCCUGGGUGGGCCCAACAAGUCUCCAAGCCCAAGGAUAACCUUCAACCACUCCAGCAAACCAGUGACCUCCUCGCCCUCUAUCCUGCCGCGGCAUUUGACCUCCGCACAAAACGGCAGCGGUACAGGAGAAAACAGCAUCUCGUCGGAUCACAGCGAAGGCGCAGAGAGCAACCUUCAGUCCUCUGCAUCCAGCGGAUAUCACUCUGAAAAUAGUGGAUUACUAGGACAAGCACAAACAAUUCCCCCGCCUAGUCAUGUCAGUCAAGACAAAGGCUUGUACACACAGGAGUUUGUCAACAGAACUCCAUCGUUCACCUACUCCUCCGGAUCUUCUUCUCCUUUCAGCCGAGCCUCCAAUGAUGAAACAGGAACAGAUAAUGGACCGGACAGGCCGAAUAUUAAUCCCUUAUCAAAUGUUUUAUUCCCCAACCAAACUCCAAAACAAUCUUUAGCUGUUUCUUCCAGGUCUGUGAAUAUGAAAAAACACUCAAUGCACACUAACCAGUCCACAAAAAGUUUCCCCCAGCCGGCUGUGCCUCUGGUGAGAACAAACGCACUCCAAGCCCGCCCGGAGAGCAGCAACAGCAUGAGCAGCCAGUACUCCACAUCAUCCUCCACCCUCUCCACCAUCUACAGACCUCUGGGCAACCGGGACUCCCCCAAAUCUCGCGACCAAACCUCUCCCAUGUUACCCAGUGGUGCCCACUACACCAGUGUCCCCCCUCCUCCUUACAGCCACACUGGUUAUAAAACCAUCUCGCCUGUCUCACCUUCCUCACAUUCGUUCUACCCACCUCACAACCCCAGAGAAACCAGCUGCCAGAAAAAUCCUGAGCCUCACCUCCAUGCCAAACUCUCUAACCCAGCACCACUUGACUGUUACACCAGUUCACCAAAUGCUGUCAGAAGAUCACACGGCAGCGACCAGCAGUUUAAAACUAGCUCAGAAACCAAAAACUACUCCAUGUUGGACUCCAACUCUAACUGGGAUUUAGAAAACGGAGAUGAUUACAAAUCUAAACUGGCAGCGGCUCAAAGCAACAUGUACAACCCUAAAUCAAAGCUAGCAACAUCUGGGUAUGGGGACUCCAGAAGUUCAUUCCAAAGUUUUCAGUCUGGGUCAUACGGUCAAAACUUUAUCCCUAUGAAAACAUUCAGUUCUAAUUCAGCAGCAAAUGCUGGUGGAGUUAAGGAUAGGUUACAAAAUAAACUGGAGCAGGACUACCAUGACCCACGUGUUAAGGACCAACAUGGAUAUGUGAUACAUUCAUCAAAAUGCUAGUAUCGUUGUUUUUUUUUUUUUACGUUGUUGUAAUCACUUACAGAAAUACUGUGAGCAUUGUUGAGGUUGAUGCUUGUGUUCUGUAGAUGGUUUUGAUGAUAAUCGUGAUAUUAUUUAUUGCCAUAAUGCUGUUGUCAUUUUCCAUGUUCAUUUUUUUGAGUUAAAGGAUGAAAUAAUUUGUAAUGGCCAUACAGGAAUCUCAAUCUCUACUUUUUGGUAAACAGAAAAAAAAAAGUAUUUGCUGACGUCAUUAAUCUUGUUUUUAGCUUUUCAGAAUUUGUUUUAUCUAUUUUUUACAUACGUCUCAUGAUAAUAUGUUUUUGUAAGGAAUUAACUGGCUUAUUAAUGUGAUAGGAGGAUAGAAAUGUUUAAAAUGUAUUUAUAACAAUUGAUUUUGUUUAUUUAUAAAAAAAAAUGUGUUGGCAUUGCAUGAGAUUUAUAAAGGGUAAGAAAAAAUAUUCACAUUCCACAAUUUUAAAAUGUAAAUUGUUGGAUUUUUAAAGUGUUUUAUAUAGGUUUUCUUAAAAUUUUCUAUAGGUGAGAGAAUCAAAUGAUAUCAUUUAUACUUAAUGCUUCACAUAGCUUGCCCAGAAUCACAUCAGUCAAGUUUUAAGAUUAUUUACUGAAUUUAAGUUUUAAAUCAAAGUUUAAUGGAAAUUAAAAUAAUAGAUAACAAACUUAUCUUUAAAAUACUUCAUUUUAAAUGUUGUUGUUUUUUUUUUUUAAUUCUUGUAUAAUUUCAAAACAAUUUAACCCUGUUGUCAUAUAAAAGUAUCAAAAGAUAAGCAUUUAAUUAUCUCAUUUUUCUAAACAUCAACUUCACAGUUGUCAUUUUCUCUCUGUAGUGUCUUUAGAAUACAGUUUGAACAUUUAUUUUUAAUUCAGAUUUUCCCCAUUAAUUUACAGUAUACAACUUUUAAAAAUAAUAUCAUAAAAAUAGUUUCAAUUCAGAUAUACUUUAUAAAUCAUCUGUUUUAAGACAACACUAAUGGAUAUAAUUAUUGUACAUUGAACAUAUGUAUAAACUCGCAUAUAUAUAGGACUUUGAUAGUUCUUUUAAUUUAUCCUCUUCAAGAGCAAAUAGAGUUAUUAUUGUGUAGAAUGACCUUGACAUAUGUUUUUAUGUGUACUUAAAAACUUAUAUCAGGGAAGUACAUAGUUCAAAGCUUCAAUUAAGCAUGGAACAACCCAUGCAAACAAAGGACUUCAACAUUCCAAAUUUUAGAGUUAUUGUUAUCUUGUUACCUACAUGUAAAUAUCCCACUCAUUUAUCAAAUACAGGUGAGAUGUAUCUCACCUAGGCAUACAUUCCCAAUGAAACAUAAUUUUUGUACCAUUAAAUUGUACAUUAAAAAAGGAUACUGAGAGCUGGUUGUUAUAAUUCAAAAGAUAAUCAUCUUAAAAUUGUUUCACUUGUUUUUUUUACUGUUUAUACUUUUUGUUUUACGUUUAUGUUUCAAUGUGUUCUUUGUAGAAGGUUGUCCUUGUAGCCAUUCCAGAUAUUUUCUUAUCUUAGUUUUAAUUGAAGAUUUAAAAUAUACAUUUGUAUGGUUUGUUCUAUGAUUAAUAUACACAUGAAUUAAAGAGUGUAGUUCCACAUAAGGAAAAAUAUUUUUUUUUAAUUAAUUGGUUAGCAGAUUAUUUGAUAUAAUAUAUAGUUUAUUCUUCGGUAUCUGCAGUUUAAGUAUAAUAAAAAGGGGUUCAUAAAAAGGGGUACAUAUAAUUUAUUCCAUGCUAACAUUCCAGUUAUGAAGCUGUACAUGUAUACAAUAAUGUUACUUUAAUAAUGUAGUCAAGUUAAUUUAGAGGGUUUUGCAUGUACAAGCAACUUCCAAGAAUUGUCUUACUUUUCAAUAGAAGAGUUCUACCAUGUGUAUAAUAUAGGUCCAUGUAAUGUUUAUUUUGCUUGUUUACAUUUUUUAAAUAAUUUUUUAUAUUGAUUGCCAUAAAGAGAAGAAAAUAUUUUUUUAAAGAAAUUACUUUCAGACAGAAUUUUGUUUUUUAUUUGUCUAUUUUUUUAUAUGACAGAACCAAACAAAAAUAAAAUCAUUAACUUCAAAAUGCACCUACAUUUUUUAUACCUCAUGUUCUAUUUCUGGU
This is a messenger RNA of Physella acuta, 10608 nucleotides long. Its product is annotated as tetratricopeptide repeat protein 28. Gene Ontology annotation, molecular function: protein binding. Lineage: Eukaryota; Metazoa; Mollusca; Gastropoda; Physidae. The record is from RefSeq and is a predicted model, not a curated record.